CAAACUUGUCAAACUUGUUUCAUUUCAACUACUUGUCAUUUGUUUCCGUAUUUCUUCCAGGAGUAGAUCUCUAAGACAUGUAGGGAUGUCAUAGAGCUGAUUGGAACGUCAAGUUCAGUGGAUGACACCUGCAGGAUCCCUUCCUCCCAUUCGUGAUGUAUCUGCAUCGAGUGGCAGGAUAUGGCACCCACAACAGAGAUCUGAAGCAAUGGAUGGUUACCCUUCUCUCUGCUCUCUCCCUGAUGAUGGUGGUAGUGACCAUUGGACUUCUGGCUCUCUUCCUCGUGUUCGAUAUUCAAGUCAAUAGCAACUCAGGACAAAAGAGCUCAAAUCAACUGAAGGACUUACAAGAGACGAAUGAAAAUUUGGUAGAUGAAAUAUUUAUAGAUUCAGCCUUGAACAAUCGCUACAUCAAAAACCACGUAGUCGGACUAACACCAGAAGAGGAUGAUACAAAAGCAGACAUUGUCAUGGUGUUCCAGCCUCCCGCUACAGGGCGAAGAACCGUAGGGAAAAAGACGCACCAUAGCAUCUUAGAUCAGAAGACAAGGAACGCAAGAGCUUUGCCAGCUGAUGUCUCACUGGUUCAAGUUAAAGAUUGUGGCAAGCGAGCUAUCCCAUUAAUUGCCAACAGAAUAGUGUCUGGAAACCCUGCAGCUAAGGGUGCCUGGCCGUGGCAAGUUUCCCUUCAGCGAAGCAACAUCCAUCAGUGUGGGGGCACGUUGAUUGGUAACAUGUGGGUCGUCACUGCAGCACACUGUUUUAGAACCAAUUCAAACCCUCGCCAAUGGACUCUUAGUUUUGGAACAACAAUAAAUCCUCCCUUAAUGAAAAGAGACGUCAGAAGAAUUAUUAUGCAUGAAAGGUAUCGUCCCCCAGCAAGAGACCAUGACAUUGCUCUAGUGCAGUUUUCUCCCAGAGUCACCUUUUCGGAUGAAGUGCGCCGAAUUUGUUUGCCAGAACCCUCUGCAUCUUUCCCACCAAAUUCAACUGUCUACAUCACAGGAUUCGGAGCACUUUACUAUGGCGGGGAAUCCCAAAAUGAGCUCCGUGAAGCCAGAGUACAAAUCAUAAGCAAUGACAUCUGCAAGAAGCGACACGUGUAUGGCAAUGAAAUAAAACGUGGGAUGUUCUGUGCUGGAUUUCUGGAAGGAAAUUACGAUGCCUGCAGGGGUGAUUCUGGGGGACCAUUGGUUAUAAGAGACAACAAAGAUACCUGGUAUCUCAUUGGAAUUGUGAGCUGGGGAGACAACUGUGGUCAAAAGAACAAGCCUGGGGUGUACACACAAGUGACUUAUUACCGACACUGGAUUGCUUCGAAAACGGGUCUCUAACUCGCUACAGAUAGAUGUUAAAGAAAACCGUAGCGUGUCGGUUAUAUGCAUGUAAGAAUUCAGACAUCCAUUUGGUGGCAUUGGCACAAUGAAAUGAGAUUAAAUGGCUGGACCUAGCAAUGUGAAACACAUGAUUUAUUUCAGAAUCGCAUAUUUGUGAAGGUGUAGGCUGAUUUAUCAUUGAAAAAUGCAGUAAAGAUCCUUCAUCUCUUUAAAGCAAGGGUGCAUGGGAUGCAUUAUGUGGUUUUACAGAUGGCCUGGGAGAGUUUUAGAAUGUGUUUUUUCUGGGUACCCUUCAAGUAAAAAACGCUUUGAAUCUUCAGAGACGUCAAGGUGCUCAUACAAGUCCCUUUGAUUUAUCUAGAGUUCAUACACAUCUUUUUGUCUUCUUUACAUUUCUUCUAGAUUUUCCAGUUUUUUCCACCACAGGAAAUAAGUUUGUUACUUCUAAAUGCAUAUCAGGGAAUUUAGAAGGGACGAUUAUAUCAAAAUUUGGUGGCAAAAUAAAGUGAAGUUAGUUUAAACUUUGCUGGGAAUUUUUUCUGUUUUUUUUUUUAUGAUUUUUAGAAACACUACCAUGUAUACAACACUCAUAUCACCAUCCCGAUGGCAUAGAGAUACAUAAGAGAAAUACUGAUUAAUGGUACUUGAUCAAUAUAUAAUUUUUAUCCUGAAAAAUUGACAGGGAUGAUGACUGAGCUGUUCCAGGAUAGGUGUACAAGAUAUUUUGAAUGCGCACUUACAUAUUUUGGUCGCCAGGGGGAGAUUUUUGUCCAGCAUUAUCUUAAGGUCAAAUAAUGGAAAACUACAGGGAAUUUAUGUCCAGGAAGUAAAAACAAACAGACUCAUGAAGGCAUCAGGAAAGUGAAACAUUGUUGCCCACAAUAGACCUAAAGAAGGCUUUAUUGGAUAAUUUCUUGCCUGUGAGAUGUCUAAAUUUUCAAGUUAAGGUAUAUAAAACAGCUUAACAAAGUUAUAUGCAAUUUGCAUCCUUAGUUGUCAAAUUCACAUGCCCUCUUUCCUUGCAAAGUUUGUUUAUGGCUGCUGUAUUUAUUGAAUCGGUGUACCUAGGACAUUUCUCACUAAGUGCUAUUGGAUCAGUUUUCAAACUAGGAAACUCUUACUACCACUACUCACUUCAAAGCAAGGUUCUUUCUUCAUAUAUGUAAUAAAUUCUCACAUAAAUUUUCUGCAUUACAGUGGUUAACUAUGAUUGUGUUUCUAAUGCUAAGAUUCAGAAAGUGGUCUUAGAGUUGUAAAUAAUGCGCUCCAAACUGUCUGCUGCAGCAUUUCAUUCAUGGUUGUAUGGGAACAAAUAAUGUUUUAAAUCUAAUAAAGUUGGUGAUCAGAGC
Messenger RNA from Mus musculus (house mouse), 2686 nucleotides. It is a transcript of the gene Tmprss11a, whose product is annotated as transmembrane protease, serine 11a. Bases 156 to 1334 code for a protein of 392 amino acids. Gene Ontology annotation, cellular component: membrane; plasma membrane; extracellular region. The transcript is spliced from 9 exons. Lineage: Eukaryota; Metazoa; Chordata; Mammalia; Rodentia; Muridae. Gene Ontology annotation, biological process: proteolysis. Gene Ontology annotation, molecular function: serine-type endopeptidase activity. The record is from RefSeq and is a predicted model, not a curated record.